UGUUUAUUUAUUAAAAAAAGCGAAAUAGAAAUGGAUAAAAGGAGAUUAUAAAUGGCAAUUUUGUUAUUCUUAGAAAAUCAAAAAGAAUAUAACGAAAAAACCUGUUUAUUACUAAAUGAGUUAAAACAAAAUAGAGUGAAAGUAAAAGCAAUUCUUGAUUGUAACGCAAGCUUAAGAACUGGGAUUACAAUCGCUCAGUCACACAUACGAAAUGUUUGGAAAUUCGUAAGUAAAUAAAUAUUUUAAUUUGGGAUUGAAAUAAAAAAAUUUGUAUUUGAAAUACCGAAGUGAUAAAGUUUGGGAGCACGAUAUUCCUGCAAUGGAUGUAGCAAGGUUUAAGGAAAACUUUCGCGUAGAUAGAAGCACUUUCCAAAAAUUGUGCGAAAAAGUAAACAAUAUCGGUAAAAUGGAUAGCAACAUGCGGCGCUGUAUCCCACUUGAAAAAAGAGUAGCUAUUGCACUCUUUUCAUUGGGUUCGGCAGCAGAAUAUAGAAGCGAUAGUCUUGCGGAUUGCAUUGAUGCAUAUCCCCCACAUCCACAAGAACUAAAAAUAAUUGUCGAAGGGCUCAAAAUGAUGGGAUUUCCACAAUGUUUUGGUGCUGUAGAUGGUUGUCACAUUGAAGUUCAGCCCAAAAAAGACGAAGCCGUAGAUUAUUAUAACUACAAAGGAUGGUAUUCGGUCAUUUUGUUGGCAAGUUGCGAUCACAGAUCAAAGUUUACGUACAUAAAUAUAGGAUCCACAGGACGAAACAAUGAUUCCUAUAUAUUUGAGAGGAGCUCCCUUAAACAUUUCCAUGAGCACGCUGGUAUUUUUAAACAAAAUAACCAAGCAAUUGAAGGCAUCAAUGUACCGGUGCUUCUUAUUGGCGACUCAGCCUUCCGUUUAUCACGUCACAUGAUGAAACCAUACCCAUAUGUGGCUAAUCAAACUCCAGUAGAAAAGCUCUAUAACUAUCGACUGUCCAAAUGUCGCCGAGUGAUUGCGAAUGCUUUUGGUCAGCUUAAAGCGCGCUUUCGUUAAAUUGGAAGAGGCUUGCAAGUAACUCCUAAAAAUGUCAAUAUUAUAAUUAGAGCGUGUUGCGUUUUGCACAAUUUUCUAAAGAUUGAGAACGAUGAAGUUUCUUCAGUUUGGAUUCAAGACGCAGCAGAAGAUGCAACAAGACAUCAACCCAAUUACAUAUAGAUACAACAAGAUUAGGAGAAAAUGAUUCAACAGCGACAGCAAUUAGGAAUGCCAUCGCAAUGAGUUUCCAAAACGUAACAACUCUCUCAGUCAAUAUUUUCCCGUUCUCCACCACUGUCUUCAGCAAUUCGUUAGCGAAGCAUUUCAAUUUUGUCGAAGAAUGUCUAGCGAAUUGGCAUCAAAAUGUGAAUGAACAGAAGUGUAAGAUCUUCCAUUUUCGCUACGACCAAAAAUGUGCCCGGCAAUAAAAAUAAACAAUAUUUUAGUACCCCAAGAGAACGAAGUAACAUAUCUUGGUAUUCACCCAGAUAGAAGGCUCAAGUGGAGAAAACAUAUCUCUAGUAAAAUUACAUGUAUGAAGAUUAGCGCUGCAAAUUUAAUUUGGAUUUUAAAUAAAAACUCUAAACUUAGCCUAGAAAACAAAGGGCAUUCUCUUGCUCUUGAAAGAUUGCACGGUGCAAAAACCCUAUACCGAAA
Molecule: messenger RNA, 1660 nt
Organism: Bactrocera tryoni
Lineage: Eukaryota; Metazoa; Arthropoda; Insecta; Diptera; Tephritidae
Product: putative nuclease HARBI1
Exons: 3
Coding region: 320-1021 (233 amino acids)
Source: RefSeq, a predicted model, not a curated record